Drosophila takahashii is the source of this 877-nucleotide messenger RNA. Its product is annotated as farnesol dehydrogenase. NCBI's taxonomy places the organism in Eukaryota, Metazoa, Arthropoda, Insecta, Diptera, Drosophilidae. The record is from RefSeq and is a predicted model, not a curated record.
GAGUCGUCGUCAUGAACCGUUGGCAGAAUCGCGUGGCCGUGGUGACCGGCGCCAGUUCAGGAAUAGGUGCGGAAAUCGCUCGAAAACUGAUCUCCGCCGGUGUGGUGGUGGUGGCCCUCGCCCGUCGCCUGGAGCGUUUGGAGCAACUGCACCAGGAAGUGUCGGAGGAUCGACGAUCGCAGCUCCACAUCCGACAGUGCGAUGUUACGAACGUGGAAUCCGUGAACGAAGCCUUCGACGCAGUCCAGCGAGAACUGGGCGGUGUGGACAUUCUGAUUAAUAACGCCGGAAAGCUGUCCGGCGGACAGCUGCUAACCAUGCCGCUGGACACUGUGCAGCAAGUGCUGCAGACGAACGUAAUGGGCGUGGUCCACUGCACCCAGCGGGCCUUCGAAUCGAUGAAGGAGCGCCAUUCCGACGGUCAUGUGGUGCUCAUCAACAGCAUUGUAGGCCACUACAUAUUCAACCCACUGCCUGGAAGCCAGCAGGAACUCAACAUGUACCCGGCCACCAAGCACGCGGUCACCGCCCUCACCGAGCUCUUCCGCCAGGAGAUGCGGGAGUUCAAGACGCAGGUUAAAGUCACGAGCAUCAGUCCGGGAUUGGUGGACACAGAGCUCGUACCUUUGGCCUACAAACGGUUGCCCAUGCUGCAGGCAGAGGAUGUGGCCAAUGCUAUAAUGUAUGUUCUCGACACGCCCCCGCACGUCCAGGUGCACGAGCUGACCAUCAAGCCAAUGGGCGAACCCUUUUAGGACACCGCUGCAUUGCUCCACUUUGGCCACUAAAUAUUUCAAAGUACUGGGCAUAACCUCGGACAAAUUUUCUAGCUGAAUAAAUCGUGGAAUGCACCGAAAUAAAACAAAUGGAGCCAACA